AUGAGAGCGGGGCUUUUCUUCGGCCGUCUCUGCAUUCGGCGCGGAGCAGCUCGACUCUCGACGACACCUUCGCCGCUGCGAUUCCACCGCCUCUCGCAUAUCAAUCACCCUCAAGCUCGAAAUAACCAGUCAAAGGGAUGGGCUCAGUUUCGGAGAAAUGGCCCCGUGCUGGGCACAGUGUUGUUUGCAGCUGCAUUGACUCCCGGCGCGUUCAUGGAGCUUGCCGAGAAAAAUAGCGAGAACAAGACUGGAGAAAUGCAGAUGCUAGAGGCAUCGCGGGAGGAGAUACAAAAGACAGUUUCGGAGAAUGUGCAUGGCGUCUCGCGAGUUGGCCAAGAAGUAUAUGUUUUCUUAUACUGCUACGUCUAUGAGCCUGUUGCAACGGGAAUCCGUUUCUUGCAUUUAGCCGUCAUUUUUCUGCCUGUGAUACUGACUGUGCCUGUGAUAUGGAUUGGCAGGCGCAAUCUCGAACGAAACAAUGAACGCUUAGGAACGUUAUGGUGGAUUGACUUUCUAGUGAGAUCCAUGGAGCGUGCCGGUCCAGCUUUUAUCAAGCUCGGACAAUGGGCCGCGUCGCGAACAGACAUCUUUCCACCUGAAUUAUGUGCUCGAAUGUCCUCUCUUCAUUCGAACGCACCCGCACAUUCUCUCCACGCUACCAAAAGCACAUUGACCAAUGCCUUCAAUGGACUAGCAUUCGAGGAUAUCUUUGAAGAGUUCGAAGAAGAACCGCUUGGAGUUGGGGCUAUUGCGCAAGUCUACAAGGCUAAGCUAAAGCCAAACCUAGCUGCACAGCACGACAGAGACCUGCGAGACAUGCCACAUGAUUUGGCUGCUCGAGUGCGGAAGAAUGUGGACGUGCUGGUUAAAAGCUCGCCUCAGCGAGUGCCUUCAAACCACGUUGCGAUCAAGGUGCUUCACCCCCGAGUGGAGCGGAUUGUUCGUAGAGAUCUCUGCAUCAUGAACUUCUUUGCCCAGUUCAUCAACAUAUUCCCCAACAUGGAAUGGCUAUCUUUACCUGGGGAGGUGCAGCAAUUUGGCGAGAUGAUGAAACUGCAACUUGAUUUGCGAAUUGAAGCGACCAACCUGGCAAUAUUCAGAGAACAUUUCAUGGCCCGGACGACCGCCUGGUUCCCGUAUCCCUACCAAGAAUACACGACGAGAGAGGUUCUCGUAGAGGAAUUUGCGCAGGGCAUUCCCCUCUCGGUCUUCCUCAAUCAAGGCGGAGGCGUUUAUCAAGAAGAGAUUGCAGACGAGGGCCUGGAUGCCUUCCUCCACAUGCUGCUGAUCGAUAACUUUGUACAUGCCGAUCUGCAUCCUGGGAACAUCAUGGUCCGGUUUUACAAGCCUAGCCAACUCGACCUCUCUCUACGAGUACCCAACCGUGCCGUCGAAGAAACCUCUCCUGAUGAAGCAGACGUUAUGGAAGAAGUGCUACGUCGCCUCCGACCUCAUACAGAAGACUCCCAAGCAUGGUCGACAGCCCUGGCUCGGCUGGAGUCCGAGGGGUACCGACCUCAGCUUCUAUUCAUUGACACCGGCCUCGUCACUCAACUCAACGACGUAAACAGACGCAACUUCCUGGAUCUCUUCCGUGCUGUUGCCGAGUUUGACGGAUACAAAGCAGGCCACCUAAUGGUUGAACGGUGUCGACAGCCAGACGCAGUGAUCGACCCGGAAAUAUUCGCACUGAAAAUGCAGCAUCUCGUACUCGGCGUCAAAUCACGAACAUUUGCGCUGGGCAACAUCAAAAUUGGUGACAUACUCUCCCAAGUUCUCCAGAUGGUGCGUGAGCAUCACGUCCGACUAGAAGGCGAUUUUGUCAACGUAGUUAUUUCGAUUCUGCUCCUAGAAGGGAUUGGGAGGAGUCUAGAUCGAAAUCUUGAUCUAUUCAAGAGUGCCCUACCAAUUCUGCGACAACUCGGAUCAGGUUCUACCUUUUUACAGUCGGUUCGACAUGGUGAUACCUCGAUGCUUCGUGUCUGGGUUGGCCUUGAGGCACGCACUUUCUUGCAGGCUAGUGUGGAAAGCGUCGAGAUGUGCGUCAAGUAUGAUAUGCUGGCGCCGAAUAUUUAG
This is a messenger RNA of Talaromyces rugulosus, 2076 nucleotides long. RefSeq lists its product as uncharacterized. Gene Ontology annotation, cellular component: mitochondrion. The coding region runs from base 1 to 2076 and encodes 691 amino acids. The record is from RefSeq and is a predicted model, not a curated record. The transcript is spliced from 3 exons. NCBI's taxonomy places the organism in Eukaryota, Fungi, Ascomycota, Eurotiomycetes, Eurotiales, Trichocomaceae.